AUGACACUUUUUUGUGACCUUACAAAAUUUGGUUUUGGCUCUACCACAGGAUAUAAUAAUGGUUCAGUAUUAACAUCAACAAAAAGAAUAACAGCAACAACAACAAUAGAAUUUGAUAACAACUAUGUUUCUGUUGGAGGUACUAGAUCAUAUAUCAUAAAAGUUGGGAAAAAGGGUGCUUAG
Messenger RNA from Dictyostelium purpureum, 183 nucleotides. RefSeq lists its product as uncharacterized. Lineage: Eukaryota; Evosea; Eumycetozoa; Dictyosteliales; Dictyosteliaceae. The transcript is spliced from 2 exons. Bases 1 to 183 code for a protein of 60 amino acids. The record is from RefSeq and is a predicted model, not a curated record.